This is a messenger RNA of Rotaria sp. Silwood2, 1902 nucleotides long. Lineage: Eukaryota; Metazoa; Rotifera; Eurotatoria; Philodinida; Philodinidae. The record is from the annotation of a GenBank genome assembly.
AUGCAAUUUAGAUUCACACGAACUUGUCGAAUUCGAUGGUUUCUUACUCUUUUUGUUGUUUUAAUUAUUUUAUUUUUAUUAAUUAAUAAAUGGCUGAUUUAUACAUCAUCAAGUAUUGCUUUUCUUGAAGUAAAUGCUUGCCCAGCUUGUUUUGGUAUAAGUCUAUGUCAUGUAUUUGAAACAAAUGCUGUUGAAUUAUCAGGUUGGCAACGUUUUUCAUUUUUUAAUAAUGAUAUGUUUAAUAUAAAAAAUAUUUAUUAUGGUACACUAAAAAAUCAACCAGUUAUUUUUAAAAAAAUGGCCCAUCAAAGUGAAUGGAUAAAGUUUGAUGGUUGUCGUCAGAAUCGGUCAUGUUUUCAACAAGUAGAAACAACUUUAACAACACUUUUACCUUGUUCUAAUCCAACCUUUAUUUCUAAGUUUCAAAAUGCAUAUAUUACUUCAACUGGUUUUAACAUUUCUCAAAGUAAAAUAUCAUUAGAAACAACUUUGCAAAUCAAUCUUGAACCUAUUGUACUAUCAACUUUAUCUGAUUCUGGUCUUCCUAUUCCAUUGUAUUAUGGCGCAUGUGGCCGAGUGGCAGUUGUUAGUAAUGAAGGAUAUAAUCUUGUUUUUUAUCUUCAUUCAUCAUUUCAAUUUCGUGCUUUUCUUGCUCGAGAACUUCUUAUUUCAAUGCAUGAAUUGAACACAGGAAAUUCAGAUAUAAUUAUUUAUUAUCCAGAUAUUAAUUUAGAAAAUUUUGUCUAUAAUCAAUAUGAACGACGUGUGAAAAUUAUUGAUUUAGAAUAUGUAACUAUUGUUGAACGAAAUUUAUUUUCCAAUACAAAUCUUGAUGAUGAUUAUGAGAAUAGUCAUCGAAAAGCAUUGCAUUCAAAUAAAUAUUGUAGUAUAUAUAUGCCUGAUUACAAUGUAAAACAAGUUUGUCGUUAUAUUUUAUUACCAUCGAUUGAAACGAAUGAAAGAGAUAUGUCAAGUGAUUUUCUUCACAGUAUUCCUGAAACUGUUAAUCAUCAAUGGAACUUAACAAACCUUCCAAAUCAGGAAAGUCAAAAUGAAAAUAGUCAUUCUACAACGAUUAACAUUGAUGAUAAUGAAGCGGCUGUGACAGAUUUUCUAUAUGAAAUUGAUCUUAUUCGAUCAAAUAUUGAUAAAAUUGAUGAACUCAUAGAAGAAGUUAAACGAAUUCAUGUUGAAAUGCUCGAAGCAAUGGCAAAUCCUAAAUUAGGACAAGAGCUUGACGAUAAAAAAGAACAAAUAAAAAAAUUAUCAUAUGAUGUUUCAACAAAACUUAAGAAAAUGGAACAAGCAAAAGAAAGUCGUGAUGAGCAUGAUAAAACAAAUGCUCAAUGGCGUAUAAAAGAAUCACAAAUAUUUGUAUUAACUAGACGUUUACGUGAUACAAUGGUUGCAUAUAAUCAAGAAACUAUUGCACAUCGCGAUCGAUGUAAAAAAAUUAUUGUACGCGAACUUGAAAUAUCUGGAAAUCGAAAGACUACUGAUGAAUUAGAAGAUAUACUCGACAGCGAUUUUCCUGGAACAUUUAAUGUGUCCAUAUUAGUCGAUACGCAAAAAGCUAAACAGUCAUUAGAUGCAAUUGAAGCACGUCAUCGGGAUAUAAUAAAGCUUGAAACUUGUAUUAAAGAAUUACACAGUAUGUUUCAAGAUUUAGCUAUGCUUGUUGCAAAUCAAGGUGAAAUGAUUGAUUCCAUCGAACAUAAUGUAUCAAAAGCAGCAGACUAUGUAGAAGAUGCAAAACAAAAUGUAAAUAUUGCUCAUAUAUAUGCUAAAAAAUCUGCUAAAAAAAAAGUUUGUAUUUUUAUUAUUCUAAUUACAAGUAUCCUUCUUAUUCUUAUUAUUAUACUUAUUGCUUAUUUUACACAAAGAAAACUUAUAGGAAAAUAA